This is a messenger RNA of Funneliformis caledonium, 222 nucleotides long. The record is from the annotation of a GenBank genome assembly. NCBI's taxonomy places the organism in Eukaryota, Fungi, Glomeromycota, Glomeromycetes, Glomerales, Glomeraceae.
CCAUCACACACUACUCCCAAUGAAAUCAAGGAGACACUUUAUUACAGGAAUGAAGAACCUGGAUACAACUUUGAUAAAUCAAGGUUAUUUUAUCCAGAUGUCUACUGGGUAACUCAUUGGGAGAGCAACAAACAUAUAAGUGGGAAAGAUCCACUUCCCGACGAUUAUGAUUUGUGGGUGCAUGUGUACGAUGCUCCGCAAAAGUGUGGUUUUUCUACAUAA